CGGGUUGUCUUGGCCUUGUCGGGUGGGGUCGACUCGGCCGUGGCGGCGGCUCUUUUACAGGAAACCUACGGCAGCAGCAACAAUUCCGACAUUGGUAGCGCGGUACUACAAACCGUGCACAUGUCCAACUGGAAUUCCAAUACACAAGACGACGAUUCCAUCGCGUCGUGUACGUCGGAACAGGAUUGGAAGGAUGCGACGGCGGUCGCGGAGCACUUGCGACUCAACCUGACACGACAGCACUUUGAACGUGAGUACUGGAAUCAAGUCUUUGAACCGUACGUGAACGAUAUUUUACGGGGAACUAUGGGCAAUCCCGACAUUGGCUGUAACGUGCACGUCAAAUUUGGUGCCUUGCGCGAGUUUGCCGACUGGGUAUUGCGUUGGGGAUGGGACCAGCCUCCAUCGCCGCACUACUCGCACCACAAUCAUCAGUACCAGACGCCUCCUCCCUUGCUAUUAGCCGCCGCGGAUCCCAGCAAAGAUCAAUCCUACUUUUUGUCAGCCUGUGCCGGAUACCAGCUAUCAAACGUGCUCUUUCCUCUGGGGGAGUAUUACAAAAAGGAGAACCCUUCGAACGACGGGAAACCCACCGUGCGACAGCUUGCGAAGGACUAUAAUUUACCCAACGCUAACAAACGUGAAAGUAUGGGUAUUUGUUUCGUCGGCAAACGCCAAUCGGGUUUCGGAGACUUUCUACACGAAUACUUGCCACAUCCGUUACGUCCGUUGCAAUUCGUGGACGUCGAUACGGGUGCGGUACUCCCCGCGCCGACACCGAAAAACGCCCACGCUGUACUCUACACCAUAGGUCAAGGGGCCAAGAUUUCCGGCGCGUCGGAGAAGUACUUUGUCGUGGACUCGGAUGUCGCACAGAAUCGCGUCUUGGUAUGUGCCGGUACGCAUCAUCCCGCACUGUACGCCGAUUCAUUGGUGCUAGAAACCGUGUACUGGACGGCGGGAGAAAUGCCGGGACCGUUGCAGAAACGCGGUCGAUUGCGCUUACAAUGUCGCAUUCGACACUUGCAGCCACUGAUAGAUUGCGAAUUGCGGGUGGAAUUGGACGGAUCAUUGACGGUUUAUUUCGACAAGGCUGUACGUGGGAUCACUCCGGGUCAAACGGCCGCUUUCUACGCCUUGGACGGACUUCUCUGCCUUGGUGGUGGCCCGAUCGAGCGGCGU
This is a messenger RNA of Phaeodactylum tricornutum CCAP 1055/1, 1182 nucleotides long. RefSeq lists its product with no specific name. NCBI's taxonomy places the organism in Eukaryota, Bacillariophyta, Bacillariophyceae, Surirellales, Neidiaceae. Gene Ontology annotation, molecular function: sulfurtransferase activity. The record is from RefSeq and is a predicted model, not a curated record. The transcript is spliced from 2 exons. Gene Ontology annotation, biological process: tRNA wobble position uridine thiolation. The annotation marks the transcript as partial.